GUCUCAAGUACUCCUGAUUCGGACCUAACAUCUUAUACUCUCGAUGCACUUGAAGUGACUGAUGGACGGACGAAGAACACAAGAAAGUUUUCCAACUCUCGCUGUGUUUGCGACCAAUGUGGCAAAUCCUAUGCAACGACUAGCAAUCUAAGCCGACAUAAGCAGACUCAUCGGCCCCUGGAUAGCGAACACGCCAAGCAAUGCCCCCAUUGCGACAGGGUUUACGUCAGUAUGCCAGCAUUGAGUAUGCACAUUCUCACCCAUAAGGCUAGCCAUAAAUGCGAAAUUUGUGGGAAAGUGUUUUCCAGGCUGUGGUUGUUACAAGGCCAUCUACGCUCACACACUGGCCAACGUCCCUUCGGUUGUGCCCAUUGUGGGAAAAGCUUUGCAGAUAGGAGCAAUUUAAGGAUGCAUAUCCUAACGCACACAGGUUUGUCGCGUCUU
Molecule: messenger RNA, 444 nt
Organism: Strongylus vulgaris
Lineage: Eukaryota; Metazoa; Nematoda; Chromadorea; Rhabditida; Strongylidae
Source: the annotation of a GenBank genome assembly